GACGGAGAGAAUCCACCAAUUCCUAAUGGGAUUGAAUGAAAACUUUUCCACAACUCGAUCCCAAAUAUUAAGCAUGGAUCCUUUGCCCUCCCUAAAUAAGGUGUAUGCAAUGGUAACAAAAGAAGAAAAGCAGCAAACAGUGGCAGCAUCCAGAGGUCCAAAUAUAGAAGCCACAGCUCUUGCAGUAAGGGGACCAUCAAGAAGGUCACGAUGUGAUCACUGUAAAAGGCUUGGGCACACUAAAGAAAGAUGCUAUGAGAUCAUUGGGUAUCCUAUGAAUUGGAAGCCUGGGAUAGGCAAAACCAAGACAAAGGGUGAGGCACAAAAGACUGGACGAGAGAAAGACCAUGCCUUUGUAGCUAAUGCAGCACAUGAGCCCACAGAGGAGUUAUCAAAUCAGUCUCCAGUUUCCGGGUUGAGCAAAGAGCAGUAUGACCAACUCAUCUCGCUUCUCGGGGGUAAUACCAUCCUUAAUCACUCAGCCAACCACGCUGGACCUUACCUCGAGGAAGCUGGUUGGAGUGGUGACAAUGGAAAGGAAUUUACUGAAGGGCUUAUAAAAGAUUUUUGUCUCAAAAAGGGCAUUUUACAACAAACUUCUUGUGUGAACACACCACAACAAAAUGGUGUCGUUGAGUGUAAGCAUCGUCAUUUGCUUGAGUCUAAAGAAAAUGAGCACCAUCAAGGCAAAUCUAAUCCUACUGUCAUGGUUCAGCCAUUUGAAGAACAUCCCUUAACCAGUGACAAUUCCCAUGACAAGUCUGAGGAGAACUCAGGAAACCAACUUGUGCAAUCUUUGAGGCCACAACGAGAAAGACAUGCACCGCGGCAUUUAGAUGACUAUGUUUGCAGCAUGUCACAAUCUGUUGAUCCUGAUCAAGUCACACUCCAGUCGGCUAACUCAGAUGAGCCAAAAACAUUUACCCAUGCUGUCAAGAGUGAACAUUGGCAAGAAGCUAUGAGGAAGGAUAUAACUGCUCUUGAGCAAAACGGAACUUGGACACUUGAAAGAUUACCUCUAGGCAAGCAGGCCAUAGACUCCAAAUGGGUCUAUAAAAUCAAGUACAAUCAAGAUGGAACGGUGGAACGGUAUAAGGCGAGACUUGUGGCAAAGGGCUUUACUCAAAUAGAAGGAUUGGACUAUCAUGAAACAUUUGCCCCUGUUGCCAAGUUAGUCACAGUUCGGGUUCUACUUGCUGUUGCUUCUAUUAAGCAUUGGGAACUUCACCAGUUAGACCUGAAUAAUGCCUUCUUGCAGGGAGAUUUGCAUGAGGAAGUUUAUAUGAAGAUUCCACAAGGUUUUCUCACCAAAAAUGAGCAUAGAGUCUGCAAAUUACACAAGUCCCUCUAUGGACUUAAACAAGCUUCUCGUAAUUGGUUUGAAAAGCUCACCAAUUCACUACAAGCUGCUGGUUUCAAGCAAUCUUAUGUAGACUAUUCUCUAUUCACAUCCACCAAAGGAAAGAGCUUUGUUGCUGUCUUGAUCUAUGUCGAUGACAUAAUUAUCACCGGAAAUGAUAGUACUAGAAUCAAGGCAUUGAAACAAUACUUGCAUACAAAAUUCUCCAUCAAGGACCUUGGGCCAUUGAAAUAUUUUCUUGGAAUAGAAGUGGCACGCACAAGUGAAGGGAUUGUUUUAAGCCAGAGAAAGUAUGCUCUAGACAUCCUAACAGAGACAGGGAUGAUUGGAGCCAAGCCAAGUCUAUUUCCUAUGGAGCAACACCACAGUUUAGCAAUUGCUUCAAGCCCUCCUGCUUCGGAUCCUUCACAAUACAAGCGAUUAGUGGGCAAACUCCUUUACUUAACCAUUACAAGACCAGAUUUGAGUUAUUCAAUUGGUCAGGGAAUACUCCUUUCAACUUCAAGUCCAUUGCACCUUAUUGCAUACUGUGAUGCAGAUUGGGCCGGAUGUCCAGCCACAAGACGUUCCACAACCGGAUUCUACGUUUGCCUUGGGAAUUCCCCUGUUUCAUGGAAAUCGAAGAAACAAGUCACAGUAUCUAGAUCAUCAGCUGAAGUGGAGUACCGCGCAAUGGCUACCACUGCCAGUGAACUGAGUUGGUUAAAGACAUUACUAUGUAAUCUUCAAGUUUCUCACUCAAAGCCAAUGACACUUUACUGUGACAAUCGAGCAACUCUGCAUAUUGCCAAUAAUCCUGUAUUCCAUGAAUGAACAAAGCAUAUAGAGAUUGAUUGCCAUUUUGUUCGUGAACGCAUACAACGGAAAGACAUCCUUACUGCACAUAUUUCCUCACAGGAAUAGCCA
Molecule: messenger RNA, 2266 nt
Organism: Rubroshorea leprosula
Lineage: Eukaryota; Viridiplantae; Streptophyta; Magnoliopsida; Malvales; Dipterocarpaceae
Source: the annotation of a GenBank genome assembly